Molecule: messenger RNA, 390 nt
Organism: Brugia pahangi
Lineage: Eukaryota; Metazoa; Nematoda; Chromadorea; Rhabditida; Onchocercidae
Source: the annotation of a GenBank genome assembly
AUGUACAUUGUGGUUUCUGUUACGGUAUUUGCUGGAGGUCUGGAAGUAUAUCACACUGUGCGGAACUACAACAAAACUAAUAAAAUUAUUAACAAAAUAUUAUUUAUUGGUAUACCAUUAAUCUUUCUUAAUGCAGCUAUUCUGGGCUUUAUUGCCACAUGUUUGGAUAACAUAUGUCUUCUUUGUCCACUUCUAACCAUUUUUACAAUUUUACUACCACUAAUUAUUGCAUCCAACGUACUCUUCUAUAUAAAUUGCAUGUCCCAAUCGGAAUGUAAAGGUGAUGCAAUGAGUAUUGCUACUACAACAGUUAUCUUUAUUGUUAGUGUAAUCAUUUGCAUGUCCACAAUGCUAAUUGUUUAUCGCUAUUAUCGUCAUAUAGCGCAAUAA